Aspergillus brunneoviolaceus CBS 621.78 is the source of this 591-nucleotide messenger RNA. RefSeq lists its product as uncharacterized. The record is from RefSeq and is a predicted model, not a curated record. The coding region runs from base 1 to 591 and encodes 196 amino acids. The transcript has 2 exons. Lineage: Eukaryota; Fungi; Ascomycota; Eurotiomycetes; Eurotiales; Aspergillaceae.
AUGGCACAGGCAUCGUCAGUGAGCAUCCACAAUAUCACCUUCGCGCACAACUUCGCGACGGAGGCGCUCAAUGCCGCGACGCCCUAUGUCAACUUCUCCGAGUUCGGCUACCACGGUGGCCAGCUGCCCAAGGUCUACGCCCUGAACCAAUCCAGCCACGGGGUGGACUACCUGCCCGAGGAGAGUUUUGCGGAGUUCCGGGGCAUCAUCGCCGGCACAAACAACGCCAGCGCGGCGUUCAGCGCGGAGCAGGAAGCUCUGGUCGGGACCUCCUCUAGCACCACCACCACCACCAAGCGCACCACUACCAAUGCCAUCAGCAUGCUUCUGCGCAAUUCCGUGGGCGAGGGCAAUACCUACGCUGUCAAGGCCAACCACAAGAUUUGCCAUACUGGGACCCAUGCCCCGUGGCACUACGUUGUCAGCGAUGCCUGCAACGGCAGCAAGGACAGCUUCAAUCCAGUCUGUGACUACUACGAUGAUCCCUCCGAGGUCUGCGUCUUCAACUUUAGCCCCAAGUCCUUCCGCGUUUACUCGGGUUGCCACCAUAGCUAUGGCUGGGGUGAUGGCUGUGAGGCGCACACUCUGUGA